AUAAAUACGAGGGUUUCCUCUGCUGGAGCAUCACAGUACUCGGAACAUUGGUGGAGUAUCCUUCAAUUCUCAACCAAGGAACCGACAAUCGACAAGCGGAAUCUAUUCAACAAUGAGGCGAACACGAUUCACAGUUCUACCAGUUCGCUCCUGGCAGUAUGUUGGUCUGAUGGUGGUGUCUCUGGCUUGCAUGACUUUGGGCCUAGUGUCCAGAGACCGAGCUGGAAGAUCUGGAAGCCUGGCUGGUCCUGAACUGAAGCACACUGCACCACAUGAAGUUGACGCUUGCCCAAAUGAGCUAGCCAUGCUCUUCCGAUCGUUUGCUGACGACCCGGCUGCCAAAGGACUUGAAUUUGACCACCGAAUCGACCCCUACAAGCUGGAUCAGUCAAGAAUAUCACGAUCCAGGUCCCUAGAUCGCGUCGAUGCUCGACGAAUAGCUCGUCGAGAAGUCGAUGCUCGGUUGGAGAGUCGAAGACUGAGCAGAAACUUAAGAGAGAGCCAAAGACUGAACCGCGAUAGGCAAUUGGAGAGUUUUGCUAGAAUCCGAAAUGCUGAAAGCCGUCAGAAAGCUGAAAGCCGUCACAAUCGCGGAGAAAUCCGCGCUUCAGUUCGGGAUCGACGAGUUGAGGAGACUAGAGUUCGGGAUCUACGAAACCGAGACGUUUCGCGGAGUAGACGGCUUGAAACUCAGGAAAAUUCGCGAGAUCGACGAGUAGAUUCUAGAGCAGUGGAGAGACGGCUUGCUGAAGUUUUUAGAGUUCGUGAAUCUCGAGACGAACGUCGUGUGGCUUCUAGAUCGUUAGAUUCACGUGAACGACGAGUUUUAGAAGCAUCUAGAGUUCGAGAAUCACGAGAUGAACGUCAUUUGGCUUCUAGAUCACUAAAUUCACGUGAACGACGAAUUGUUGAAGCUUUUAGAGCUCGCGAAUCAACUAGACGUCUUGAUCAAGCCCGCGAAUCACGAGAUGAACGUCGUGGAGUUUCUAGAUCACUAGAUUCACGUGAGCGACGAAUUGUUGAAGCUUCUAGAGUUCGUGAAUCAACUAGACGACUUGAUCAAGCUCGCGAAUCAACUAGACGUCUUGACCAAACUCGUAAAUCGCGAAAUGAACGUCGUAUGGCUUCUAGAUCACUAGAUUCACGUGAGCAACGAAUUGUUGGAGCUUCUCGAGUUCGCGAAUCACGAGAUGAACGUCGUGCAGCCUCUAGAUCAUUAGAUUCACGUGAAAGGCGAAUUGUAGAAACAUCUAGAAUUCAAGAAUCGCGAGACGAACAUCGUGCAGCUUCUAGAUCGCUAGAUUCACGGGAACGACGAGUUAUAGAAGCAUCUAGAGCUCGCGAAUCGCGAGACGAACGUCGUGCAGCUUCUAGAUCGUUAGAUUCACGUGAACGACGAGUUGUAGAAGCAUCUAGAGCUCGCGAAUCGCGAGAUGAGCGUCGUUCUACUGCAGAACUCUCAGAAAAUCGCAAAAAAAGAUCUGUUGAAGGUUCCCGAGUCCGCGACGAACGCAGGGUAUCUGAAAUCCGAGGACGUGAUGCACGGGAUCAACGUUUUUCUGCUACUAGAGCAGAAAGUAUAGGAAAACAUGAAGCAGAAAGCUCAAGAACUCGCAAAACUCAAAAUGAACGGAGGGUCCAUGAUAACAAUGCUCAACGUGCUCCGUUAGUCAGCCGAAUUCGACGAGAGUCCAUCUCUAGGGAACGGCUAACUGAUGAUCGCAAAGCUGAUACAAUCAGGGUAUCAGGAGAAGAUCAGAUCCGAGUUAACUACUUCAAGUUGCCAGAAAUUAGUGCUAAAUAUGACUACGAGUUUAUCAAACAGGCUCUUGUAGCUGGUUUGUUUACUAUCUACGCUGCUUCUAUCUUCCAGGGCAAGGCUAGCUACUUUAGGUCCAUCAUCCCCCAAGCUCGUCUUGCAGCCUGGUAAACAUUAUCUUAAGCUGAAAUAUAACUGGCAAUUCUGGCACUCUAUAUUUAUCUAUAUUCUGGCCUAAAUCCUAACUAGUCCUGUAGUUCCAAAAAUAUUUACAGCCAGAUAAUUAUUACUCAUUAUUAAAAAAUUAUGACUAUAUAUUACAUAUUAUAUAUUUAGUGUAGUUCUCUGUAUCCUGUUAUUGAUGAAUAAAUAAAUAUUUUUUGUGUCUUA
Messenger RNA from Cotesia glomerata, 2149 nucleotides. RefSeq lists its product as uncharacterized. The coding region runs from base 113 to 1930 and encodes 605 amino acids. The record is from RefSeq and is a predicted model, not a curated record. NCBI's taxonomy places the organism in Eukaryota, Metazoa, Arthropoda, Insecta, Hymenoptera, Braconidae. The transcript has 4 exons.